AUGUUGCCUGGUUACACUUCAUUCCAUAGCAGCUACCCCUGUUGUUUGGUCCCGGACUUUUUUAAACCUUAUCCAAUUGCCUCAGCUGCACCGACGGCGCAGAGGCCGCCGCCCAACUUUUCCAUAGACAGUAUCUUGGCCAGGGACUCGGCGCCAUCACAAUCUUCUGUGCCUGUGUCCGGAUCGUCUUCGGCGCUGUGGGCGCCGCUACAUUAUCAUUACUCUGCUGGAACAGACCUAUGUGGUUAUGCGGCGGGAGUGUUGUCUCCGUACCUGGGUCCCGGGUCGUCACCGGUGUUUUUGGGCGGCGGCGGCGCUCACCGGCGCAAGCGGCGGCAUCGCACCAUCUUCACGGAAGACCAACUGGAGCAGCUGGAAGCGGCAUUCGAGAAGACGCACUACCCGGAUGUGCUGCUCAGGGAGGAACUCGCCCUCAGGGUGGACCUCAAAGAGGAAAGGGUUGAGGUGUGGUUCAAGAAUCGGCGCGCAAAAUGGCGCAAACAGCAAAGAGAAGAACAAGAGCGUCAAAGGCGUCUUCAAGAAGACAGGCGGCACAGGCAUCAAGACGUAGAUGACGAAGGGGACGCCAGAAUGCACCAGGACCAACAUUCGGACUUAAUGUAA
This is a messenger RNA of Uloborus diversus, 624 nucleotides long. Its product is annotated as homeobox protein goosecoid-like. Bases 1 to 624 code for a protein of 207 amino acids. The transcript is spliced from 3 exons. Gene Ontology annotation, biological process: regulation of transcription by RNA polymerase II. The record is from RefSeq and is a predicted model, not a curated record. Gene Ontology annotation, molecular function: DNA-binding transcription factor activity, RNA polymerase II-specific; RNA polymerase II transcription regulatory region sequence-specific DNA binding. Lineage: Eukaryota; Metazoa; Arthropoda; Arachnida; Araneae; Uloboridae.